Molecule: messenger RNA, 929 nt
Organism: Hibiscus syriacus
Lineage: Eukaryota; Viridiplantae; Streptophyta; Magnoliopsida; Malvales; Malvaceae
Product: polyneuridine-aldehyde esterase-like
Exons: 3
Coding region: 18-929 (303 amino acids)
Biological process (GO): salicylic acid metabolic process; jasmonic acid metabolic process
Molecular function (GO): methyl salicylate esterase activity; methyl indole-3-acetate esterase activity; methyl jasmonate esterase activity
Source: RefSeq, a predicted model, not a curated record
UAGAAAACGACGAUAAAAUGACGAUUGCCUUGAGCUCAGCAGAUUUGAGUUCCCAAAGCCGCACAUAUGUUUCAGAUAAUUCGGCUAUAGUAUUUCAAAGGGAAGCCAUUGAGGUUGUUCCGAAGUGUAAGAGACUGAAGAUGGAGAAGAAACAUGGUCACUUUGUUCUCGUUCACGGAGCCUGCCAUGGAGCUUGGUGUUGGUAUAAAGUGAUAACUCUGCUUAAAUCAAUGGGGCAUAAGGUUACAGCUUUGGACAUGUCUGCUGCCGGGGUUCAUCCAAAGCAAUUUCAUGAGAUUCAUUCUUUUCUCGAUUACUUCGAACCAUUGAUGAGUUUCAUGGCAUCACUCCAACCAGAGGAGAAGGUGAUUCUAGUAGGUCACAGUCUGGGUGGGUAUGGCAUAUCAGCUGCCAUGGAAAGAUUCCCUGAAAAAGUUGCUGUUGCAGUCUUUGCCACUGCUUACAUGCCCAGUCCAAGUCUCCCUUAUGAAACUCUUUCUCAACAGCUCAAUGAAACAUUGGAUUCCGACAAGACCAUGGACACUGAAUAUGUGUUCCCCAAUGGAACAGAUAAGCCACCAACUUCAGGAAUCUUGGGGCCUAAUUUCAUGGCAUCCAAGUUCUACCAGCUAUCCCCACCUGAGAAUUUAACGCUUGCACUAACUUUAGUCAGACAUGUUGGCCUCUUCAAUGAUGAAGAAUCAAUCAAGGCGGUUGCGGUCACCAAGGAGAAACAUGGAUCAGUUCGUCGAGUUUUCAUAGUGUGCGGCAAAGAUUAUAUCAUGAAAGAAGAAUACCAAAGGUGGAUGAUUGAAAACAAUCCGCCCGACGAGGUGAAGUCGAUUUCGGACUCGGAUCAUAUGGUCAUGUUUUCAAGACCCAAUGAACUGUGCUCUUGCCUUCAAGAAAUUGCAGACAAAUAUACUUAA